AUGGGCACUUACUAUACCGCUUUAUUUCGUUAUCAUUCCCCGCGCGUAUAUGGGCAUCAUGGAUGGGAUGGGGACGCUUGGUCGUUCUUGUUUUUUAGAGAUUUGGCACUUGGGAUUUGUUUCUUGGUCUGCAGAGAAUCUGGGGCUGACUUUGUCGCUCUAGUCUCCACCUCUAUCACCCUGUCAUCACCAGACGACCCUCCCGUUGGGGUUAUCCUUGUUGUCCGUUGGGCUCAGGGACCUUCUUACACUACCCUUCAAGACACCGAUUGGGAAGACCUAUACGAACUUGGUGAACACGACAACAAAGAUCUAUUUCACCAUCAGGACAAUUGGACUCCUGAACUUCGGUCCCUAUUCGGUGAUCCUCCCUAUAUUGAAUUCCCCUCUCUUCACUACCAAACCACCGACGUUAUCGAGUAUCUCCCCACCAUGUCGGGAAUCAAGAAACUUAACAACUCCAUUCUGAGUGUCUUCGAUGGCACCAAUUGGAAUACGUGGUCGGACAACUACAUGAGCAUCUGCAUGCAUCAGGGCACUUGGGGAGUGGUUAAACCCACUCAUAUUACGGUUAACGGCACAUCUACCUUGAACCCUGGUUCUAUGGAGCGUCCUGGAACGGCUGGCGACAGCCAAUAUCAAUGGGACGUUGCCAAUGAAAACGCACUGGGUCCUGUGCGGGUUUAUAUCACCCAGAAUCUGCGCAAGGGAAUCUUUAUGGAUGGUCAGCGCGAGCGCACUGUGCGCGAGGUUUUUGCGAAAAUGGCAACGGAUUAUGGCCAACCAAAUGCCAUCGAUGCUUUUGUCAAGUACCGCCUCCUGAACACCACCACCUUCCACGGUGGUGACACCAUUGAAAAACAAAUCAUGGAAAUGGAGACUCGUCGUCGCCAGUGUUCGGAAGGAGGAAUCGAGAUCCCCGACUACCUCUUUGCUACUCUCAUGCUCGCCGCUGAUAGGCUGGCUACCAGACGCGCUCUGCACCAGCUCUUGUCGUCGCCUUCGGGCUUUGUUGAGAUCGUUUCCACACCUCUAGCUUGGCACAGAGGUUUCGUCACCUCUUACCUGGCCAAUCGUCCUAUUGCUUCUCUGAACCCAGUCGAUGUCAAGAACAGCGUCAUAGGGAAUAUCAAGAUUGAGAACCUCGACACGACAUCGAACUCAAAGAUUUCCACCGUUCCAUCCCUCGCCACCCGCUGCACUCAUUGCAACAAGUCCGGUUACGUUGCGGCAUCCUGCUACAAGAAGUAUCCCAACCUCAAGCCAACCGGUCAAUCUUCUGACAAAGGCAAGGGGAAGCAGGAUGAGGGGAAGAAGAAAAAGAAGAAGGAGAAGAAGAGCGGUGAUGGUACUAGCACUGUAAAAGAAGUUGUAGCUGCUCCCGCAGUUGCAGCUGCCUCCAAUGGAAUGCACAUUUUGUCCUAUCUCAUGAGUGACUCCCUCAAACACAUCGAUGAUGGAAUUUUUGUUGAAGAAAUGGGAGACGACUCCAAAGUUCGUUUUCUAUGGGACUCGGGUUGUACGCAUCAUAUGACAAACACCCGAUCUGAUCUUCACAACAUCAGACCUAUCGACACCUAUGUAGUCGUUGGGUCAGGAGCUUGCUUCAAGAAUGAAGCUGUUGGAGAUAUUGUGUUGCGGGGUCAUGCUAGUAGUGGCAUGGACUACACCUUCACGCUGAAGGAUGUCAUCUACAACCCGCACAUAAGAGGGUGCUAUCUUUCUGGUGGAGAAGAGUCGACGAGCGACCAAGACCACCACUCCCUCACCUCCUAUCUUGCCCCCUCCUCCCCUCCACGAGCAGACCCGAUGAGCAUGGAUGACAACGAACAGCAGCGGCUGUCUGCUCUGGAGACCAGCAUACAGAACAUUGAGGCCGUACUCACCCGCCUCAUCUCUCAACAACAACAACCCCCUGCCCCUGCCCCUGCUCCAGCUCCGGCAGCGGGUCCAGGUGUUCCUACUGGUGCCAGCCCUGCGCGCCCCCUUAUUCGCCCGAAUCCCCCCUUCUCCUUCGAUGGGGAUCGCACCCUGGGCAAGAGCUUCUUGCAUUCAGUGAAGCAGUACUGGCGUCUGCUUCCUGAGGCGUUCUUCGUGAAUGGGGCAGUCUCAGAAGAAAAGGUAGUCCGCUUCGCCCUGUCCUACAUGUCCAAGGACUCCGCGGCCUCCUGGUCCGAGCGCAUGUCCGAGCGCACCCCAUUCCCGUUCCCUACUUGGGCUCUCUUUGUCACCGAGUUCAAGCUCCGAUUCGUCGAGGAGAACGAGCAAGACCACGCCCUGGCGCGACUGGAGACCCAUCUGUAUUAUAUGGGCUCCCGUGACGUGUUCAAGUACACGGACAAAUACGACGACCUCCUUGAUCUCGCCGGCUAUACCGACGAUCUGGUCAAGGUGACCAAAUAUAGGACGGGCCUGGAUCCGAAGAUCAACCAGGCUAUCACCACCUCUGGCAACCCUCCCAGGCUUACUGACUACGCCGAGUGGCGUGUCCGUGCGUUCCAGCAGUACAAUGCGGAACAAGCUGCCAAGGCGUCUCGAGGCCACGUCCCUCCCCCCCGAGCGCCUCCUAUCGUCCCUCGUCCUCGUGCCCCGGUGCUCCCUGCUGUAGCACCGGCAAUUGCUGCUUGCCCGGCGCCGGCUCCUGUUGCCCACCCCAUCCCCAUGGAGUUGGAUCGGACCCGGCUCCGCGGUGACGUUUGCCGCACCUGCUUCCGCUGCGGCAGUCCGGGCCAUCUUGCCCCUGGGGAGUGA
This is a messenger RNA of Mycena citricolor, 2751 nucleotides long. NCBI's taxonomy places the organism in Eukaryota, Fungi, Basidiomycota, Agaricomycetes, Agaricales, Mycenaceae. The record is from the annotation of a GenBank genome assembly.